GGAAGGGGAAGCGCAGCCAGCCCCUGAGAAACUGUUGGAGCCAGUGGUUCUCUUCUGCCCUGCCUCCCUCCACGUGAUUCAGCCUCCCAGCCCCGGGAGGGAGAGCCAGGAACAAUAACCCCAGGGCGCUGAAGAGACGUGCCAUGGCUCUGCGCAGCCUCCUGCUCCUGAUGCUGCCCUGGCUGGUCACUGCAGGGAGAGCUGCUGCCCCUGGGUGCAAGAUCCGGAUCACCUCCAAGGGCCUGGAGCUGGUGAAGCAGGAAGGGCUGCGCUUUGUGGAGCAGGAGCUGGAGCACAUCAGCAUCCCCGACCUGCAUGGGAAGGAAGGGCAGUUCCAGUACAACAUCAGUGGGGUGAAGGUGACAGACCUGCAGCUGGCGCUCUCCAGCCUGCACUUCCAGCCCCCGCAGCACCUCGCCUUCAACAUCAACAACGCCUCCAUCAGCCUGCGCUUCCGGCGCCAGAUACUCUACUGGUUCUUCUACGAUAUUGGCUCCAUCAACGCCUCUGCCGAAGGCGUCAACAUCGGCACCCUGCUGAAGCUGUCCAUGGACGAUGCCGGGCGCCUCAAGAUCUCGAGCGUGGCCUGCAAUGCCUCCAUUGCCAGGCUGCAGACUGGCUUCACGGGCACACUCAGGAAGGUCUAUGAAUUCCUGUCUACCUUCAUCACCACAGGAAUACGCUUCCUUGUCAACCGGCAGAUCUGCCCGGCGCUGCACUACGCGGGGCUUGUGCAGCUGAACUCGCUGCUGGGCACUGUGUCGGUGCGCAGCCCGGUGGAUGAGCACAUCAGCAUCGAUUACUCCCUCCUCAGCAACCCCGUCGUCUCCCCCGACACCCUCGAUCUGGACUUCAAGGGCAUGUUUUACUAUCAGUGGAACGAGACGCUGGUGAACCAGGCGGUGGCACCAGUGAUCAAGGAGACGGAGCGCAUGGUCUACGUGGCUUUCUCCGAGUACUUCUUCAACUCUGCCAUGGACGCCUACUACCGGGCGGGGGUGCUGAGCAAGGAGAUUGCAGGGGAGGAGGUGCCCAAGGAUCUGGAGGUUUUGCUAAGAGCCUCGUUCCUCGGAAGCAUCAUCAUGCUGAGCCCCGCUGUGGUGGACGCGCCCCUGAAGCUGGUGCUGCAGGUGUUGACACCUCCACUCUGGACAAUCAAGCCCUCGGGCAUCUCCGUCUCGGUUGUUGCUGUCCUUAACAUCUCCCUGGUGCCCGUCGACCACCCCGCCAUCCAGCUUUCCAGCAUGACCAUGGAUGCCAAGCUGAGUGCCAAGGUGUCAUUGCGAGGGAAAGCACUGCAGGUGCAAUUGGAUCUGAGAAGGUUCCGUAUCUACUCCAAGCAGUCGGCACUGGAGUCCCUCGCGCUGUUCCCAUUGCAAACCCCCCUGAAGACACUGCUGCAACUGAUGAUCAUGCCCAUCCUUAAUGAGAGGACAAAGAAGGGCGUCCCGAUCCCCCUGCCUGAGGGCAUGGACUUCACCAAGGAGGUGGUCACCAGCCACAUGGGAUUCAUCACGGUGGGGGCAGAUCUCCAUUUCUCCAAGGGACUUCGGGAGGUGAUUGAGAAAUACCAGCCUGCCCAGCCCAGCCCAGAAACAGCACCCCCUGGCUCUAACUCUUCCCUGCUGAGUUCCUUUAACACUACGGAGCCCCAGGCCACCCUGAGCUAGGAAGCAGCUGCCUGCUCAGCCUGUGCCAGGGAGAUGGCAGGAGCCAGCUCCUGCAACCCACAACUGGCCCAUGGAUGUAGCUGCUCCGGGAGGCAUGGCAGCAGCUGCACUGUGACACUAAUAAACACAGUUAGACACUGCCUGGGCAGUCUGGGCAUCACUGGCUGAGGAGCCUUUUCCAGCAGCUGUCAGAGACUGUUCCCCCUGCCCAUGCAGCUGAUGGGGGCCCAGGCACUGGGUCUAGAGGGAGCUUGGGGACACGUGGUGCACCUGCAUGCCACAGCAGCAGAAACAGCCCUUGCAGUAACCAAGCCUCCCCACCCCCGAUUAGGGAAAUCUGGGUCUCCAGUCCUGAGAGCUCCCCCCGGCUCAGCUCCAUGCUGGCCCCAAGGACACCCUGGAGCAUAGCUGCAUUGGCAGGGUAGCUUGCAGAGAUUCCAGAGGGAGGUGUUCUUGUGAACCCAGGGCCUCUUGCCUGACACCCCUCAGCCUCUGGAGCUAGCCCCUACUACCACCCCCUCCCAGCUCUUACCUCUGGGCAGUGAGCACUAGGUGCCUAGCUGCUCCCUCCCACCUAGCUGGAAUAGCAUUGCCCUGGCCCAGGCUACCCCUUUCACGCUGGGGCCCUCAGAGCUGCUCAGCGGCUUGCACUGCACUGCCCAGCACUAGGGGCAGGACAAGGUUUAGUUGCCUCUGGGGAGCACAGAGCCAGGCUGGGGUAGAGGUGAGGCCCAGACAGCAAGGGGAAAGGGGGGGUAGAGGGGAAGAGAUGAAGGUCUCCUCCAGCCCCUGGGAAGCUCCCAUUCUUUCCCCUACUCAUAC
Messenger RNA from Gopherus flavomarginatus (Mexican gopher tortoise), 2492 nucleotides. RefSeq names its product phospholipid transfer protein (gene PLTP). NCBI's taxonomy places the organism in Eukaryota, Metazoa, Chordata, Testudines, Testudinidae. The record is from RefSeq and is a predicted model, not a curated record. The coding region runs from base 144 to 1670 and encodes 508 amino acids. Gene Ontology annotation, molecular function: phosphatidylcholine binding; phosphatidylethanolamine transfer activity; phosphatidylethanolamine binding. Gene Ontology annotation, biological process: high-density lipoprotein particle remodeling; ceramide transport; phospholipid transport. The transcript has 16 exons.